CAAAAAAAGAAAGAAAAUAGAAGGCAAAGAAAAGUGUUGUUUCGUCAGAGUGGAGAGAAACUCCGAUUUCUAUUGCUUUUUUGUGUUUGCUAACAAAUUGGUCAGUGGCACUGGGCCACACGUACGCAGGGAAUUGCAACUGCCGACCAACGAUAAGCUCGUGUUGCCCAUUUCCUUUGCUCCCUGCCGUUUUGUUGCCCAUCGCCGCCUUUCGUGGAUGGAACAGCGUACUACCGCUGGACGACGUGGAAUUGUGCGUUCUGUGCUGUUGGUGGUUACGUGUGACGAGAUUCCGAAGGCCAGCAGCAGCAACAGCAGCAGACUUGCGUGUGGCAAGAUUUAUUUCGUCAAUCAUCGUUAGUGGUGUCUUACGGCCGCUUAUCAAGGUGUAAUCCACAUUCCUUCGAUAUUGGUGCUGCAUAUUCCGUUCCAGACAAUCUGCUCCAAGUGCCCACCUGUGUAUCCGAACGCGCGCGUGACAGUGUGUGCGUGUGUGUGUGUGUGUGGUUGUGCAUUGUUUCUUUUUCAGUUUUGUGACGGGGCAGUGUGCUUUGCCCCUUUAAAGCCUAUUCGAAAAGCAUUCCUGUUACUUUGAAACCAAAAGCCGGGAAAGUACCCGAAAAGCAAGGCAACAAAAUUCCAGUACAUAGAAAACAGGCGUAUUAAAGCAACAUAGCCAUGGAUAAAUUUAUCAGCAUGUGGAAAGUGCGAGAACUCGCCGAUAAAGUUACAAAUGUGGUGAUGAACUACACAGAAAUUGAGGGUAAGGUACGCGAAGCAACAAACGAUGAACCGUGGGGUCCAACGGGACCACUGAUGCAAGAACUCGCCCAUGCCACCUUCACGUACGAGCACUUCCCGGAGGUGAUGUCGAUGCUGUGGAAGCGUAUGCUGCAAGACAACAAAACGAACUGGCGGCGAACGUACAAAAGUCUGCUGCUGCUCAACUACCUGGUGCGCAAUGGAUCGGAACGCGUCGUUACCUCGUCGCGGGAGCACAUCUACGAUCUGCGAUCGCUAGAAAACUAUACCUUCGUGGAUGAGUUUGGCAAGGAUCAGGGCAUUAACGUGCGGCACAAGGUACGUGAGCUGAUCGAUUUCAUCCAGGACGACGAUCGGUUGCGGGAGGAACGCAAAAAGGCGAAAAAGAACAAGGACAAAUACAUCGGCAUGAGCUCGGAGGCGAUGGGGAUGCGGUACGGUGGCAGUAGUGGUGGUGGUGGUGGUGGUGGAAUGGAUUAUGGUGGCUAUCGCGAUAGCUACGAUCGACGAAGUGAGGAUCGAUAUAACGAAGCGAGGGACCAUCACGAAUACGACUACCAGUACGAAGGGGAAAGGGAAGAUUCCGACGAUGAAUCGAACGGACCGCAGCAGGAUCGUGCCAACCGGUACCAGGACCGGGAACCGUCGAAAAGCCCUGCCACGCGUCAAUCGUCCAGUUUGUCUACCGGUUCCACGACGGCGUUCGGAAGUGGUGGUGGAACAGGAGGCAGUGAGCGGAAGAUAAAUCUGAACAUUAAACCUACCGUCGGUAGUAGCACGACGUCGACCACCGCCAGUAGUACACUCCGAAGCGCACAGAAAACGACCAAGAAAAUUGAUCUCGGGGCUGCAAGCGGAUUUGCAAAGACGGCAGCAGCAACGGCCGCCUCAUCCCCAGCAACUGUUGAUCAGUUUGGCAUCAAUUCCCCAACCCAUCGCAAUACGCACGCCGAAGAGAUAGUAGGCACUGGUGGAGCCAGCUCUUCGGGCAAGCAGCAGGAUGUUCUAGAUGAUUUGUUUAAAACUUGUCCCACAAAAACCCCGUCCACGUCCGGUGGUAGCAGUGGCGGCGGCCUGCUCGAUGAGGACGAUUUCAAUCCACGUGCUGCGGAAGAUUUCGGAGAUUUUGAAUCGGCCUUCGGUGCAAAUACUGGCAAAUCGGCGGUAGUGACGGCCACGAAAGGAGAUGAUUUUGCGGACUUUGCUGCCUUCGGAACGGAUCCCGUACAGCAGCAGCAGACGACGGUGAUGACACCGAAAGCAGCGGAAGCGAAUGCCGAUCUUUUGUUUGGCCUAAAUGUUGGAGCUACCGGUGCUGCGGGAACAUCGAACAAUGGUGUCGGUGGUGCGCAAAUGGAUAUUCUUUCCGAUCUGAGUGGACUGUCCCUUGGCACCACUACCUCAAAUGCAUCCAGUGUCAGCUACCACACCAACAUCAUCGUAUCUCCGAGCACCCACUAUCGAUAUAACGAUCUGCUGGCCAGUGUUCGUUCACUGCCCUCUACACAACACGGCCGAACUAUUCAACGCGACGCAGAGCGUGAGCUAGUGAACGAAAAGUUAGCCCUGCUGCUCGAAUGUCUCCCGCCACCGGUCCAACCGACCGAUGUACUGUGCACAGAAUGGGACCGGUUUGCAGCCGAAGCGUAUCCGAGCUUGCUGGAGGAAGUGAUCCCGCUGAUGGGGCAUCUGCAACUGUCCCAUCUGCGUCGUCUCGUUACACUCGAUGCAAGCGCUCAUUUUCCGUGCGAAGCGAUCAAUGCUUUGACCCAGCGAUCGGUCUUACAGGGUGCGACGUGUGAUACAGCGUUGAAGCUGCUGGCCUAUCUAAUCGAGGAUGAUUCCGUGUUGCCAGCAGCCUUCAUCAAAUUGACGUUAGCACGAAAGGACGAUAAUCACACUGUUGAUUACAGCCAGCUUCUGCAACUCCUAUCCGCUAUUCCUAACAAGGUCGCUAAUGUCCUGAAAGCUAAAACGCCCGAAAAUCUUUUACCCUCGGCCUACAGUAAGACGCUGUACCGACAGUUCAUGCGUACUCUCGUAACCUUAAACGACGCUGUUCUGUAUUACGAGAAAGAGGAAGACCUUGUUACAAAACCUGCGCUGCAAGACGCCUGUUUAACUGCCCUGUUCAACAAGCUCGUGAUCGAUUAUCACCAGGAUCGUCGCUCUCCAACGUUGCGUGCUGUACUGUAUCUGCUUGUGGACGGAAUCUCCAGGAUGCCAGUAAUGGCUAAUUUCAUAAGAGAAAUAUUCGCAAACUUAACACCGACAGCGAUCGAAACUGUAGCCUUCGUUGCCCUCAACGAGCGUAUCGAUCUCUCGCCAAUCUUUGAGCAAUCUACUCCUAGCAGCAGCUGGUCGUAUGUGUUGUUGCAGAAAGUUCCUCUGUACAAUUACUAUCCCAACAAUGAUACGAUCAUCCACGAAUUGAUUCACUUGUUAACGAAAAUGCCCUUAACUAAUGCAACUAAUGAAACUGCUCUGGAACGAUUAGCGCAACAGCUGCUAGUGGUGUGGUCAAGUCGAGCCGCGAUUCAACGGACCAGCUUCGAUCAGCAUCUCUACGUGACGAAACUGCUACUGGCUGCCGUUACAAGAACAAUUGAGAAUGACGCGCGUUGGUCCGCUAGCGUCAGUGACACGUAUCGAAGAAUGCUGUUCGAUGGCUUAAAAGCCCAUUUGGAAUCUCCGAUGAAAGAUGUUCGCUGCAUCGGUAUGAUAACAGUGGAGAUCAUCAUGGGAUUGAUCGAUGAAAAGCGCGCCCCAAGCAACAAAUCAACCAGCGAGAAAGAUGCUGAAAAUCGGCUACGGUUUGACUAUGAAGGGUUUGAUGCAGACACACUUGGCAUGAUAGAGAACUUGAAGAACAUUGUGCAACAUAGAAACGCUUUAGAUCGAGAGCGAAAAGAGCGAUACGCGGACGAAGAAAUUAUCCUGCAAGCGUUUAAAGAGUUGGCUCAUGAUGUAGCGCAAGCAUCCGGUGACUCGCAGGAAAUAGUUGUACGAGAGCAAGUAGAAACGAGCGUGGUUAGCAUCAUUCCGCCGGUAGCCGAUAGCGACGAUGAAGAAGAGCGCGACGACCGUCAAUCGCUGGAUUCCGAUGAUGACGAUGAUCUGCCCGUUUACGACAUGUCCAACGACACUAAGCUCGACCACGAGCGGUACCGGCCAAAGUAUCUGCUAGAUUUGCGUGAUGUUCUCAUAGAUGCGGAUGCAGGCAAAACUCCGGAACGGUUUGAGCUUGCCGUUGAAUGUGCACCCGAACUGAUCGCCCAACAGUUGCCCAGCAAUGACGCGAAGCUGGCGCUAGACCUGUUGCAAAUUUUCCUUUCGCUAGAGGAAAAAACUCAUAUGCCCACGUUCGGUGAGCGAAAGUUUAGCGCGCUGGUCGAAAUAUGUGUCGCCUUUCCGAAAGAAUGCGCCUCAUUUCUCUGCCAACAGUUCCAUGCCGAGGUUAGCCGUUACGCGGUGAAUAGUCGCAUAUACAUGCUUGACGUCAUGACCGAGGUAGCAAAAGUGCUUUCGAACAAUCGCAGAGAGGAGAACGGAUCGUUGUCGGAAGAAAGGGUGCGAUCAGUGGAGGCCGAGUCGAUCGCACCGUCGAUAACCAACAGCAACAAAAAUCAACUUUUGUUAAUGUUCCGCGACGAAGCAGAACACCGGACACGGCGCGAGGAAGCCGAACGGAUCGUACGGGAACGAAUCGAGCGCAAAACAAGACGCUUUCGGUCGGCCUAUGCUAAGAUCCGCGAAAGGGCAAUAAAAGGCACGAUCAAUCGGUACGGUGAGGUGGCCGGCUGGUUCUUCUUUCCCCUGAUACGUGGUUUCGGCGGCAACAAGUUUAUCUUCACGGCCGGGCUCAAAUUCCCGUACGAUGCGGAAAAUCUGCUGCUCGUCAGCUUCCUGCAAGCCCUGUCCGUGCUUAUGGUGUGCGCCGAACAGUGUCCCAUUGCGGCCCGAAUGGCAAGGGAGCUGUUUACGCUCGCGAAACUGUUGCGCUACAGCGAGGAACCGAAGGUGCGACUUUCGGUGAUGCAACUAUUGGCGGCCAUCUUUUUAGCGAUCCGGUCCGAUCUGCUGCAGGUACAGUUCUACGAGGAGCUGGUGGAGCUUAAGGACUGGCUCGAGCAGUGCACACAGAGCGACGUUGUUCGGCGCGGUGAAACGAAUGAGGAAUGCCGUCAGCUAGCGCGUCAUCUGCUUGCCAUGUGUUACGGCGCACUCGUAGAAGAACGGACAUGAGUGUACGGGAGAAGGUUGCAGUGCGAAAAAAGUGUUUGAAUUAUUGUUGAUGAUAUGUAACGUGUUCUGAAUUAAUAACAUCGAGCUUUUUUAAAGGCGUGAGAUAAGAAGAAACAAACAGCAAACAAAAA
This is a messenger RNA of Anopheles stephensi (Asian malaria mosquito), 5138 nucleotides long. RefSeq names its product telomere length regulation protein TEL2 homolog (gene lqfR). The transcript is spliced from 4 exons. The record is from RefSeq and is a predicted model, not a curated record. Gene Ontology annotation, cellular component: plasma membrane; clathrin vesicle coat; endosome. Gene Ontology annotation, molecular function: phospholipid binding; clathrin binding. Gene Ontology annotation, biological process: endocytosis. Lineage: Eukaryota; Metazoa; Arthropoda; Insecta; Diptera; Culicidae. Bases 679 to 5007 code for a protein of 1442 amino acids.